Truncatella angustata is the source of this 1608-nucleotide messenger RNA. RefSeq lists its product as uncharacterized. The transcript has a single exon. Bases 1 to 1608 code for a protein of 535 amino acids. The record is from RefSeq and is a predicted model, not a curated record. Lineage: Eukaryota; Fungi; Ascomycota; Sordariomycetes; Amphisphaeriales; Sporocadaceae.
AUGCGUGCAUCUCGUGCUGUGGCGGCUCUCGCUGCUGCGGCCCUAUCGGGAACAGCCUAUGCUCAGUGCGAAGAAGUUCAACCAGCACAGUAUGUUGGUACACCCUUCGACAGCAGCCUCGCAUCAACACAUGAUCGAUCCGUGAAGACAUUCUUCAAGAUAAGGGACCCAUCCGGACAGCAUGUUUGCACUUCUGAUGCCGCCGGAGACCUGAGUCUCUUGACCUUCCAAUCUCUCAACACCACUGGAGGGCGACCUGUCGAUGCCGACUUGAGGAGAGCUGUCAUCGUGAUACAUGGCGCAAGAAACGACCCAUGGAAUUACCAUGCAGCCAUGAUCCAGGCCUUGCAAAAGGUAGUCGAAGACACCACAAUCAGUUUGGACACGGUUGCUAUCACAGCACCAUACUUUCCGAACGACGAUGAUGCGGGCACCGGUUUUCCAUAUAACCCCGAUGGUGCUACCCCGGCUGAAAAAUACCCAUCGCCUGCUCUGGCUUGGUAUUAUGAUAACUGGUCGGGCGGUGCCAACAACGAGUAUCCUCCUAAUACACAGACCGUCUCCGGCUUCGACGUACUCGACCAGCUAAUCCAAUGGUACGGCAACAAGGAGCAGUUCCCGAACAUCAAUCAGAUAGUGGUCUCUGGUCACUCCAUGGGCGCUCAGAUGGUCAACCGAUUUGCUGCCGUAGGCAAAACCGGAGCCCAGCUUGGCGUUGAUACGCCAGUGAGCUACUGGAUCGGAGAUCCCAACAGCAUGGUCUGGUUUUCCGAAACUCGACCUCUUUCGACCGGCAAGUGUCCUACUGGCUUCGAUGACUGGCGCGAGGGCUUUGACAACUACGACUCUUACGGCACUCCAGAAUCAACCGCCAUGACAUACAACACCGAGUUGGUCGCUUCCGGCCGAGAAGCUCUUCUGGCCAAUUAUCAGAGCCGAACCAUUGCAUAUGCCCGAGCAACAAGAGACAAAGGCGACUACAACCCCGACAAGCUUUGUGCGACCUACACGACAGGUGCAGACCGUAGUGAAAGAUUUUUUGAGUUCCUCAAAACUUUCCCACCCAACUGCGCGAACCCUGCGGGACCUUGCGUCACUGUCGACAUUGUCAACUCCAGCCACGACGCACCCACCAUGUUUCAAGAUGUUUCUGGCCGCGCUCGUUUAUUCCGGGAUAACUGGGAUGGCACCGGAAGUCGUGCAUACGACUACGGCUACCCUCGUUAUGCAGAAUAUGACGACCCAUACCCCGACCCCGCGCUGAGCUCCCAGCCUCUAAUUGGAACGGAUACCAAAGUAUAUGCCGGUAACAAGGUGUAUAAGGGUUGCUGGACCGAUGUUGACAACGCGCAGAGUGUGGGGGCAUUGCCUGUGGCUGCUUACCUUGGCGCGGACAACUCCCGUGUCUACUGCUCAAACCUGUGCACCCAGCUGGGCUACACGAUCGCCGGCAUCAGCUGGCAGAAUUGUUAUUGCGGCAACGCGAUGGGCAGCCAAAGUACGCAAGUGGUCGAAACUUCUUGUGCUGGCGCGUGCCCAGCUGCAGGUGCAGUCGGAGCUUGCGGUGGUGCAAAUCGCCUUUCAGUAUUUUCUAGCGUUGGGCUCUAA